Molecule: messenger RNA, 5241 nt
Organism: Colletotrichum scovillei
Lineage: Eukaryota; Fungi; Ascomycota; Sordariomycetes; Glomerellales; Glomerellaceae
Exons: 1
Coding region: 44-5116 (1690 amino acids)
Source: RefSeq, a predicted model, not a curated record
CACAGAUGAUUUAAGCUCUGUCCCCCCCCUCAACCCCGCCGCCAUGGCACCUUGGCUUGCUGCCAAGCGCUCAUCUAAUCAGCUCUUGAGGAUUGCCACUACCGUUAGUCACUCGAAUACUGCACCGGCAACAACAGCUCGACUCAUUCAUAAACCAAAAGUGAUGGCAGACUCAAUGUCCAUCAAACAUACGAUCCUCCGCAAUGGCACGCCGCAGGAGGUUGCCAGUUACCUCAAGGAGGUUCGAGCCAACGCUGCCGAUCCGACAUCCAUCACGUACAAUCUCCAUGAAGCGGUCGUCCGAGGUUCCAUCCCGCACAGCAUCUUCCCAAUCUGGAUCCCUAUAUCUGACGAUGCAAAGUCGAUCGUGGCAGCACUCAAUCAAUCCGGGAGCACCUCCGAAAGACGUGCGGCUAUGAGGGCAUUUCUCAAGGCCAUGCGAUCAGAGGACACGAUGAUUCCCGUAUGGAAUGCGGCAGGCGGUGCUCAAGGUGUCGCAACCCUCAUGAGUAACCUCAGCGUCAAGGAGGUCAAGAUGCUAUGCAAUGGCCUCGCCAGGACAGCCUCCCUUCCCCACGGACGAUCGCAGCGACGAGCCAAAUUGACAGAGUUGAUCGCCAUCCUCGGCGCCGGAACCCCAGUCCCCAAAGAAAACCCAGAUGCGAGGCCGCUGUUAUCCCACUACAGGAGAAUCCUGCCGGCGUGCACCACCGAUCGAGUAGCCGAGCAUGAAGGGACAUCGCCCAAAUGGACAGCGAGGCAGCGUUCGAAUUUGCUUCGCACCCACCCAACAUUCUACGAGACCAAGUUCCUGGAUUCCAUCUUUUCGAAUGGAGAAUCUCCUACUGCCGAAUUCGAUGGCGAUACGUUCACGCAGCUUAUCAACAACAACUUUGGCUUCGCCAAAGACAUGCUCCUCAAGUAUCUCGACGUCGGGGCUGAGCUCCCUGUUACGCCAGACGUGUUCAUUAAUCAGAUUGCUUUGCCCAUUGUGAAACGUUUGCGACGACGCAGAACAGGCGUUCAGCAGCAUCUUCCAUUGGAGAUUCUUGAGCUGCUCGUCCGCCUGAUUAGCAGACAUUCCGACCUCCAGACGAUGCUGGACGAUAGCCUUGUCGGUGUCAUGUUCUAUGUCAUCAAAUUCUGGGAGCAUACCCGUUCGACGCGACCUCAAGUUGAGCAGCACUUGGUCGAGCUUUUGGAACUCACGCCUGAGACAGAGUGGCAAUCAGCAAAACAGAUCAUUCCGCAUCUACAGGCUGUCAAUCCGGCCGUAUCCUACCGAUUAUUUCGGCUCAUGCUCCGGCAUCUACCUGCCUUCAAACUCGAUAUCGACGACGCUAUAGACAACAAAGACAUCUCUCUCGAGAAGAUCAAGGGACCGUGGCCAGCGAGAUUCUUCGUCACAACGCUUGCGCGUGAUGACCGGCUUGCUUCUCUCCGCUUAGUCCAGCGCUUGAUGAUUGCUUUCCCUGACGGACGUUUUCUGGAGUUUUCAUAUGGCAGAGAAAGUUCCAUCUUUGAGCAUGAGCAAAACUCUGAUUCAGUCCAGGGUGACGCGCUAGCACUCGAAGCCUUUCUUUGGCGAAGUUCACCAACUUCGAGCCCCCUCGACCCAAGUCACUAUAGCAAGAUAGACACAGAUCUGGAGAGGCGCAGAAGGAAAGCAUCUUCAAGUCGUGAUUGGGAAAGUCGAGCCUUGUGGGCUCAGUCAGCACUCGACCUCUCUAUUGCGGCGGGCUCCUUGGAUCUCUAUGCAGAGAACCUGCUUUGGGCGAGACGCUUCAACAAAGACGUGUUUGCGGUGAAGAAACUUUACGACGAACAAUCCCUGCAGACCGCCGAGGGCUUAGACUUACUCAGCGGUAUUGACGUGACUUCUCAUGCCGGCAAGCCACAGUUUGAUCCCGCAACAUCUAUCCGAUCUGCGAAUAAGAUCAUGAUGCAGCUGCUAGAAACCGCAGCAAUGGCCCUCAGAGAACCCAGCUUCCAGAUUUAUGAUUGGCGCGAUGUCAUUGAAUUGCCUACGGCAGUAAUCAAAAGACGAUUUCAACUGGUCAAUGAGUUUCAAGAUGCUCGAAAGCUGACCGAUGCCGAGAUCUACAAGGUCCUUUGGCAGCCAACCUUGGACUUUCUGAUUGAGGUAGAGACUUUCAUGCUUCAUCCUAGCCAUAACAAGCUCUACCCCCUCGGAUCAGAUGGGCUGUACAUGGUAGGGGAUUGUUUCGGGAGCCGUGAGAAGCGGCCCCAUGUCUUCAAGUUCGUGGACGGGCUCGCCAAGGCACGCGACGAGUUGUGGCAAAAGCAUCGUCCUCAGCGUUUCCCCUCCGUCCUCACUCUAGGUGAACCUUGGCCAAAAGGAUUGCCAGUACAGUCAAUGUUGCCACGCAGCUUCUUCGGCCUGGAGGAUAUCGAUGCCAUGCCUUACGUUCGAGAGCGGAUCGAGAAGGUUGUCUUCGGAGCUCCCGAGGUCUUGCUCAAAGAGCCCCCGAAUGAUGUAGAAUCUCAGCAGGCUAUAGGUCAGUUUGUGGAUGAAUACAGCUUUGCAUUGAAAGCAUACAUCAGAACAGGGGAAGGAAGCUCUCAGCAAGAAGAGCGCACCCGCAAAGCCUGGCGUCAUGCAGUUGACAGCCUCAGCGGAGCGAGAAUGACGAAAGACGAAGCCCUACGUCUCUGGAAAAAACGUUUCGAACGCAUGUAUUUUCCAUUGCCGAAAGAUAUCAAGGCAGAGUUCCCGCGAAGAAUCCCGCCUUCGAUUCCCGACGUCGAGGAUCCAGAAACGCCAACAGAAUGGAACCCGGAUCCCGGUUACACCGAGUUUGGAGAGAUCGGUGGCAAGAAGAUUCCUGGGGCGAUCAUAGACAACGUGAUAGAACGGGGACAACCUUGUUUGGGAGGGGAUUCGACUUGGAUGACGCCUACUUGGUCAGAUGCAGAGGAAGUUCCGCCCAGACACAGUCCCGACUUCUGGGAUGCUAGUCAAUUCUCACUACCUCUGCCAAGGAAAAAUGUGGAUGCAUACUUCGCGUCCCUUCUCCUCGCUCUCAACACCAUCCAUGGCUCCGACAGCUCGGUCUUGAAGCACCCAUUUCCAUCACAGGCCGAUGUUCGAUAUCCGGCACUUUACUUGGAUCAGGACUUCCUCGAGACUAUUGAAGAAGCCUUUUUCUACGGCAACGAGGCCCAGGUAGAGCACAUGAUCAAGUCUGGUCCACCAGCACUGCUUGUACCGGUCGUGCAAUCAAUCCUUCAGAACGUAGCUGUCAGCGAGAAUUCGGAGUCUCCAACGCAUGCACGCAUCCAACUGGCUAUGAAGCUUAUCAAAGUGUUGGCAGACAGCGACCACCCAUCUCUUGCUUUCCCCUUCAUCAGAGAUGUUGUUCUCAACAGACCAGGCGAUAGCGCCUGGCACAGAGAACUUCUCACCAAAGCAUUCUUCAACGCCAUCCCUCCUCAGGAAGCGAAAAAACUUCUCGGUAUGAUAUCGAUUGGCAUACAGGAGAAGCUUGAGGAGCAGCAGGCCAGAUACAAGAAGGCCAAAGAGGAGGGCGGUGAGUUAGCUGCGCGGUCCCCACCAGCGGUCAAAGUUACGACGGUCAAGAUGCUGGCAACGCUUCUGAGCAAUGCGCCGUUCUUGGACGUCAAAUCAACUGUUGAUAUCCUUUCUGGUCUUUUGACCAAAGCCCAGCACAUCGAUAUCCGGGUGGCGAUCAUUCAGACCAUGUUCGACACCCUAGAAGCUGAGACAGCUUCGCCCGAUGUGAAGAACCGGAUUCUGGGGGUCAUUGAAGACCUCGCUGUGCCACUCGCAGCAUCUCUUGAUGAGCUUCAUCCAAUGACAGAGGAUGAUUGGACGCAAGCAGAAGCUGAUGGUGCUCUACCCGAAGUGGCCAAUGCGAAUGAUCGAUCUGCAGCUCCUAUCCGGUCUCUGUUCUACAAUUUGGAGAUAAAGCUCUGCAACGACCCUGUAUCCAAAGCAAAGCUGGUCGGUAUCACGGAUCGAUUGAUAUUGCAGUCCGCAGAGAACAACAGACGGUGGUUAGAGUUGUUUCUCAAGAAGAAUGGCUUCUCGUUGCCUCCUGGAGAGAGCUUCCCACUCUCGCCAGUCGACCCCGCCAUGCUCAAGAUCUUUCAGAGAACCCGGGAGUAUUUCUCGCGACCCAUGCUUGAGAUGCUAAGCCGGUACGCUCUUGCCAACGUUCGACCCUCUCCCGGCAUGGUAGCCAUCACGAAGAAGAUCGAAAGCAACGCUACGCUAGCCAGCUCGAAUGCAGGAAGGCACUGGUUGCAGCUAUUUAGCGGAAAUGAGAGAACGAUGGUUUUUGGCGAUUGGACCUACUGCUUGGAGCAGAUGCAUUUGCCUCAUAUGAGCAAAGACGUUGCCAACCCGAACGACCGUAUUACCGUUGACAUGCUCCAACGUUUUGCAAAAGACUUUGCAGAUGGGCUUAUCAGUCAUGGAGACCCUUCUUACGUUGAGGCGCUGCUCAGGCACAAGUCUGAGGCGAUGAUGAGGGAGAAAAGUCCAGAGACGCUGAAAAGCUGGCAAAUGACAACGCAGCCGGUGCUACGAUCGGUCAUCGCGAGAGUCGAGGAGUUACGCACUCCUUCAUGGCAGUACGACCCGAAGCGAGAGCCCAAGGUUCUACCAGACCCAUUCCGCCUAAGAGUGGCCAUGCUGGCUGUCCCUCCUGGAGGUGCUGACAUGGAUGCUUUGUUCGCCAAAGAGAUUUCGGCAUUGAUUGACGAGUUGGCCAACGGACAUGCCAUGUACCACAGCCAUUGGAUACAUCUGAAGCACCAGCUGGCACGUAACUAUUCCGUUUGGGCGCCACGCCUUGUUCACGUCGCCAUCAUUCUGGGCGAUCUCUCAAACGUCAACGUCGAAAAUCCCACGCUGGCAGAUUACUUGCGAGUCGAAACGGCCAGGGACCUCAUAAAGCAGGCUGAAAACCCCAAGGUCAGAAAUGAUAUCAACAAGUUGAAGGAGAUUCUGCGCACCUGGGAAGAGUCCCCUGUCGAAGAUUUCAGAAGUUACCAGAGGGAUGUCGCCACACUACCGCUCUUCGAUGAGUACCUAGCCGUCACAUUUUUAUUCGCUCGUCGAAACCGGUGAGUUGGAGUGGGUAGGUGAGGACUCCGGCGAGGAUGAGAACACGACAAGCGUCUACGGGCAAACCUAUUUGUAAUUUACACCACACUUUGCACCUUUAAAAUCUGUACACUAUAGCUCGGCAGAAA